Ictalurus punctatus (channel catfish) is the source of this 1960-nucleotide messenger RNA. RefSeq names its product probable G-protein coupled receptor 148. Gene Ontology annotation, molecular function: G protein-coupled receptor activity. Gene Ontology annotation, cellular component: membrane. The record is from RefSeq and is a predicted model, not a curated record. Gene Ontology annotation, biological process: G protein-coupled receptor signaling pathway. The transcript has a single exon. Bases 13 to 1125 code for a protein of 370 amino acids. Lineage: Eukaryota; Metazoa; Chordata; Actinopteri; Siluriformes; Ictaluridae.
AUUGAAGUAGUAAUGGAAGCUCUUCUGCAGGGGCAAACAGAGAGGCUCUUCGUGGAUGCGGAGGAUUUCAUACUAUCUCUUUUGUGUACAUUUGGGGACUGGUACAACAGCUCGGGGCAGGCAGAGCAUCUCAGAAGCCAGUUUGCCCUGACUAACACCUCUCGUACUGCAAUGGAGUUGUUUGUUGAAGAGUGGCAGGUUUUUCUUCCUCCUCGGCAUAUAAGGGUAUUCCAGAUCUGCCCCAUCCUAGGAUUUCUGGCUGUAUUUUUAACCACACCAAUCGUCCUGGCCCGGAUCCUGUCCCGAGCUCACUUGCGGCAGCAGACUCUCUACCUUCUCCUGGCCAAUGCCUUGCUUAGUGACCUACUCUUUGUGGCUCUUUACAUGCUAACCACCUGUUUGAAUACAGCCACUGUGCUGAUGUCAGACUUGGCCUGUGCUGCCUUGCUCUUCCUGAUGGGCAUCUUUUACAGCGGUGGGCUCUUCAGCGCCACUGCCAUAGUGCUGGACACUUCCUUGGCUAUAUUAGCCCCGUUACGAUAUGCAAUGCUGUGGCCGGUCUCCAGAACCUAUGCAGUCGUCUCCGCUAUCUGGACCGUUGCUAUCUUCUUCCCUGCCGCAUCUGUGGGUCUCUUCCUGUGGUACCAUACGGUGAGCCCCUGCGCCCAACACAUCUGCUCUCUGCCUCUGGUCCUAGUGCUAACUGUUAGCCACUCGAAGCCCCUCCAGGUGUGCAUGCUGCUAACUGUCACCGCCGUCAUAAUCACCCUGCUGCUGGUGGUCUCUGGUUAUGUGGUACUGUACUGUCAUACCAGCAAGUCCGGAGUGUGGAGAGGAGAGCGGUCAUCCCGGGCUAAAGGAACAUUUCUUGUUCACUAUCUCCACCUGUUCCUGUCUGUGUGUCCCAUGCUGUUACUGGUCAUCGAGUUGCUGCUGUACAGCUACAGCAGUAAGCUACAUCCCAGUACAGGCCUCUGGGUCUCGCUGGUGCUGUGCAACAUCCUGCUGGUUUUACCCAAAGCCCUGGCACCCUACCUGUACGGGCUCAGGUACAGGGACCUGCGUGAGGCUCUGCUGGAUUUCUUUAGGCUGAAUCGACCUAGGGCCAUCACACCUGUGAUGUGAUUGCUAAAUCAUUUUUAUGGGAAUUGUGUAAAGGGGUUCAAUUGACCAUUUAAGUUUCCUUAGACUUACCCUGCUAAAGAUAUCAACUGCUGUCCUAAUUCUGAUAAAAGAUUAACUUAGGUAAUCAUUGGCUAUGUUUAAAAAAGCAAUAUUUGUGCACUGCCCCAGUACUGUAUCCCAUUCCUUGUAGAAGUAUGCAGUAUAUACUAUACAGUGUCAUUUGGUAAACAGUAUUAAACAUUCAUGUGACUACCAAUUAGUCAAAUUCACCCAUGGGUGCAGUUUUUCAGUUUUCUCAGAAUUAGAUACCAUGUUUUGUGUGUGUUUUUUUUUUGUUGUUGUUGUUUUUAAUUAGAUACAUGAUAAUGGUGCAGUUCCACAACACCGGUUUUGGGUGUUAGCUCUGCCUGUUUUUAGCAUGCCUUCCUUUAUCUAUAUGUGCCAAUCCAUUACAAUUCUGAAAAUAAUCCGUCAAUAAGUAUAUGUGUCGUGUGUUUUUUCAAAUUCUAAAUUAUGCAUAUUGAAAUUCAAGGUUUAUUAUCACAUGUGCAUUCGUAGCAGGCACAAAGUGCAAUGAAAUGAAAUGCAGUUACUCCAAAACCUACAACAUCUAUACAGAUGAACUAUUAACUAUAACUAUUAACAUUGUUGUGGAUAGUUGUUGGUUAGCGUUAUCUUGUUCACGUAGGCAAUAAAUAUACUGGCACUAUAAUAGUUUCAAGUGUCUAAUUGCUGCCACUGUUUCUUCUCUUGACUAGUUUGUCACUUUUUUUUAGGAACUGGCUGUGCACUUGGAACAUGGGUUGUACAUCACCUGUGUUUUUUUUUUUUUUUU